This is a messenger RNA of Cavia porcellus (domestic guinea pig), 1275 nucleotides long. RefSeq names its product ER membrane protein complex subunit 5-like. NCBI's taxonomy places the organism in Eukaryota, Metazoa, Chordata, Mammalia, Rodentia, Caviidae. The transcript has a single exon. Bases 264 to 659 code for a protein of 131 amino acids. Gene Ontology annotation, cellular component: early endosome; plasma membrane; Golgi apparatus. The record is from RefSeq and is a predicted model, not a curated record.
CUUCUUGACGUCAUCUCCAGAGACGCCACGCAGACACCCGCAGGUGGCAGGAGGACAAGUUCCGCCAAGUGGAAAGGAGGAGCCCCUCAGAGGGUGGAAGAAGGAGCUACUUCGCGGGUGGAAGAAGGAACGAAGGACUCUGCGGCUAGAAAAAGGGACGAACGACCUCUCUGGAGAAGAAGAAACGAUCGACUGGGCCGGUAGAAGAAGGAAGGAAUCCACUGCUCUUCUCUUUCCCUUUGACCUGCUGCUCCUUCUGAGUCAUGGCGCCGUCGCUGUGGAAGGGACUGGUAGGACUUGCCCUCUUUGCCCUAGCCCACGCUGCAUUUUCCGCUGCGCAGCAUCGCUCUUACAUGCGAUUAACCGAAAAGGAAGAUGAGUCACUGCCGGUGGAUGUAAUUCUUCAGACACUUCUGGCCUUUGCAGUUACCUGUUACGGUAUAGUUCAUAUCGCCGGCGAGUUUAAAGACAUGAAUGCCACUUCGGAACUAAAGAAUAAGAGAUUUGACACCUUAAGGAAUCACCCAUCCUUUUAUGUAUUUAAUCAUCGUGGUCGAGUACUGUUCCGGCCUUCAGAUACGACAGAUGCUUUAAGCCAAGAUGCAUCGUCCUUUGACGCGUCAUUGAAAUUACGAAAACUGGAGUCACUGCACAGUUAAGAUUUUUACAAAUGGUAAUCUCCGGGAGGACACAGCUGACUGUUAGUCUGGAGUGUUAAACCCUCCACCCAGUCAGUAUUUAUGGUGACCUUUUCGACCUGAUUUUUAAUAAUCUCUGGCCUUUCUUUUUAUACUGUUGAUGAUUUGUUAAUGGAGUAUAUAUCAUCUAUGAAAUGAAUCUUUGCUCUUUUAUAGAGAAUUUUUUUUCAUUUGAAACAAAUUUGUAUCUUUUGUAAAAGUCACUGUUUGAAUAUAUGAAAAAUGAUGGUUUUCGUCAUUUUCUCAUUUCUUUUGCAUUAUAGUUUUUAUGACUAAUUUUUGUGAUACUGUGAUGACAGCAUUUUUCAGUAUGGGUUUUUAGUAACAUGGUUUAUAGUUCUUAGCAUAUUUCAAAAAUGGUGACUUCUCAUUCUUUCUUCUGACCCUUAGCAAGUGUUUCUGCUUUUGCAGAUAUUUGCCAGUUUUUAAUUUACCCAUGACUUCUUACUCUACCCCUUCCCCAUAUGCAAACAUCAGCUGUCCUGUUUGAUCAUUUCUCUGAGAUUAUAUACAGUGAACAAUGUCACUUCAGAACUGAAGAAAAAUCUGUCGUAAUAAAUAUAUUUCACAAGCUCAA